Amyelois transitella is the source of this 1582-nucleotide messenger RNA. Its product is annotated as zinc finger BED domain-containing protein 4. The coding region runs from base 1 to 1194 and encodes 397 amino acids. NCBI's taxonomy places the organism in Eukaryota, Metazoa, Arthropoda, Insecta, Lepidoptera, Pyralidae. Gene Ontology annotation, molecular function: protein dimerization activity. The record is from RefSeq and is a predicted model, not a curated record. The transcript has a single exon.
AUGGUAAGAGCAAUGCAGUUGUCAGGCUUUGAGGAUGUCAGUUGCGCAGUACACCAGAUUCAACUGUGCAUACGAGCAAGUGUCGAAUCUCAAGAGUGGCUUCUACAACUUAUUGCUAAAUUGAAAAAAAUUGCCACCCAUUUCAAUCAUUCCUUAGUAGCACAGGCAGAACUUACAGAAAUUCAAAAGAAGCGCCUUAAUCAGUCUCCUCUUUCUGUCAUUCAAGAUUGCCCUACAAGAUGGAACAGCACAUUCUACAUGAUGGAAAGGUUUUCAAAACUCAAAGAUUCGCUUGUCUUGUACCUAAGCGCAAAUCCAAUUGCAAUUAUAUCCCCCGAAGACUGGAUGAAUAUUCAAAAAUAUGUGCAAUUAAUGCAGCCAUUUGAAGAAAUAACAAGAAAUCUAAGCAGUUCUCAAAUCAGUAUUUCAUCAGUCAUACCUUUAAUUCAAGUUGCCUUGACCACGUUACAACAAGAAGAGGCGAAACCUACUACUUCAGAACAAGUCAUAAAUUUUACAACAAAAUUACGCGAUGAAUUGAAUUCAAGUGUAAGAUUUGGAAACCUGGUCGAAGACGACAAAUACACUAUUGCGACGUAUUUGGAUCCGCGAUAUAAAUCGCAUUUUUUCACCAGCGUCGUUGCAGAGCAGGUUGAAUCUAAAUUACUUAAUGUGACUGUUACCGCCAUUAGAAGUAUUAGAACCAGACAAUCCAAUUCCAUCCAAGAUGAUGACGCACCUUCCCCCAAAAGAAGCCGAACUCAAAUUGCGAUUGAAGACAUUGAAAAUAUUGAAAUGCAGCCUUCUACUUCCAAAUCAUCAUCAUCAUUACAAAUAUUGGAAUCGAUGUUAAGUGUAAAUGAAGACCAGGAGGAGGACUCUUCUACAGCUGAUGAUGGUGACAAUUUACUUUUAGAGAUACAGUCACACCUUCGGGAGUACAAGAAAGAGAAGAGACUACCUCUUCAUGAGGAUCCCCUUAUGUGGUGGAAUAGAAAUGCGCACAAAUACCCCCAUAUCUUGCCAAUAGUUCGCCAAUACUUAUCAGCUCCCCCCAGCAGUGUAGCCAGCGAGCAAUUAUUUAGCGGAGCUGGUUUAAUAUAUGAAGAACAUAGAAAUAGGCUAAAAGGUGAAAAAGCGGCCAAGUUACUCUUUAUUAAAUAUAACUUGCCGCUAUUUAAUUUUGACUACUAAUUUAUAUUCUUACCCACGACGGAACGCGUUUGGGGUGAGAGGUUGUUUGUGUGUUUGUUUGUGCAAACAAAUGUUGCCAUUUAUCUUCAAAACCACUAGUCCGAUUUUAAUGCGGUUUUCAGUGAUGGGUUUGGAUUAAAUUGCUACAUAUUCUUAGAUAGGUUUUACGUCAAUAAUUCAUCAGGGGGCGCUUUAGUAGACAUUUCUUUAUGAAACCAAUUUCAUCGUUUAGAGUAGAUAGGUUGGUACAUUUAAACCAUUAUGUCGUGGGUAUUUCAAAAUUUUUAAUUUUGUUACUUGUACUACUACAAAUUUAAUAAAAAACAUUUAAAAAUACAAAAUUGUGCUUUUUCUUUAUAGUAUUAACGCUUCCGCUUCCGUUAAGAUU